AAUGGAAUCGUUUAUUGAUCGGAUUACCGAAGAGACCGAUGAAAAUUUCCGCAUAUGUCGAGAAAAUAUUCCCAAUUUUGAAACAACAAUCAGCCCUCUCUUGAAUACAAUGAAGAAUAUCAAGUUGUUACUAGAUGAUGCAGCUUUUGAUCAACAAAAAUUGGAAAACAACUGUGAAGAAACAUGUAUGAACUGCACCAAAAGUCAAUUGAAUGAUUUUCUCGGAAUCAAAGUUGAAGCUUCCACGAUUGUCGAUGUGAAAUCACAAUUGGUACCUCAAAGUAAAGAAUCAUCUGCUCUUGUCGAAACCAAUGAACCGAAUGAACAAGGAUUAUCGUCUAAACCGAAAGAAAAUGAUAUCAGAAUUGUGCCACAGAUAACGGAUGAAGAAUUCAAAACAAUUCCAAAGUAUCAACUAGGCCGGUUAACGCUGGAAAUGAUGAAUGAAAUAGUGAGCAAAAUGGAUGAUUUCCUGAUGAAAAAGAGCAAAAUCCUGGGGAAAACUAAUAAACAGCUGACAAGGAGCGAUAGGGAGGUUUUGGACAAUUGGCGAGAACUUGAAAUGAAAGCAAGAAAGAGACUUCCAACAACGUUAUUCUUCAUAGAAACCGACAUUCGACCAAUGCUCCAAGACCGUCUUCGUCCAUCAUUUGCCAAAGCAAUUCCGUGCCUUCGUCACAUUCGUCGAAUUCGAGAAGAACGAUGCGGACCGUUGACUUUCUAUUAUCCAUAAAUUCCUUACGAUAUUUGUACAUUUUUCAAACUGGUCUCAACGUAUUAAAUUUCUCUGUCAAAUAGCUAAUAAACGGAUUUCUACUUC
This is a messenger RNA of Caenorhabditis elegans, 820 nucleotides long. RefSeq names its product SKA complex subunit 1 (gene ska-1). The coding region runs from base 2 to 733 and encodes 243 amino acids. Gene Ontology annotation, cellular component: spindle. NCBI's taxonomy places the organism in Eukaryota, Metazoa, Nematoda, Chromadorea, Rhabditida, Rhabditidae. Gene Ontology annotation, biological process: cell division; chromosome segregation. Gene Ontology annotation, molecular function: microtubule binding. The transcript is spliced from 3 exons. The record is from RefSeq and is marked reviewed.